Molecule: messenger RNA, 763 nt
Organism: Triplophysa dalaica
Lineage: Eukaryota; Metazoa; Chordata; Actinopteri; Cypriniformes; Nemacheilidae
Gene: nxt2
Product: nuclear transport factor 2-like export factor 2
Exons: 4
Coding region: 245-676 (143 amino acids)
Biological process (GO): protein import into nucleus
Cellular component (GO): nuclear pore central transport channel
Source: RefSeq, a predicted model, not a curated record
UCCGGGGGGACAAUUAUUGUGAACACAUACAUCCGAGCGCAUUUACAGGGUUUGUUUUUAAAAGAAACCGAGACCGUAAUUCAGCCUUUUUAACGAAAUAUCGUUCCUUUACAAGUGGACUUUAAUAUUUGUACAUAGUAUCACAGUACAGGUUUGUUUCGACGGACUGGUGCGUUCAACGUCACGUUUGCAAUUGUUUGGUAUCAUAUCGCAACCCACCAGAGACUUGUAACGUUACGGUGCCAUGGCUUUAACCGUGGAUUUCCGAAAUCAAGUUGAUCAGUCAUGCAGAUACUCGGAAGAAUUCGUCAAUAUUUAUUAUGACUGUAUGGAUAAGAAAAGAAGGCAUUUGACGAGGUUGUAUCUGGACAAAGCAACAAUGGUGUGGAAUGGCAAUGCUGUCACAGGACAAGAUGCUCUCAGUGAUUUCUUUGAUUCCCUCCCCACCAGUGAAUUUCUGGUGCAAACUCUUGACUGCCAGCCUGUUCAUGAACUUGCAACUCAAGGCCAAACCACAUUGUUGGUGGUUACAGCUGGCUCUGUUAAGUUUGAUGGGAACAAACAGAGAUACUUCAACCAAAACUUCUUAUUGACUGCUCAAGCGUCCCCUAACAGUGACCAGCCAGUGUGGAAGAUCGCAAGUGACUGUUUCCGUUUUCAAGACUGGGCAAACUGAUUUCUAGUUUUAAAUCUUUUGUAUAGCUUUUUCUUUCAGAAACAUAGCAAUUUGUGUAUGCGCAAUGAAUAAACAAUGUUGACAAUG